AAGAAUUCUGGUUCCGGAAGCCUCCUCCCAGGUGCGUCGGGCUAAGUUCCCACCCAAGCACAAGGCAGCACUGAGGACAUGGGCAAGAGCAUCCCCCGGUGCCUGGCGCUACUGGACAUCCGCAAAAGUGUAGUGAGCCUGGCCACAGGUGCCGGGGCCAUCUACCUGCUCUACAAGGCCAUCAGGGCCGGCAUAAAAUGCCAACCACCCCUAUGCACCAACUCGCCCAUCUGUAUCGCCCGUGAGUGUGCGGGCCCUGGGGAGAGGGCUCUGCCCCAGGAGGUACCUGCUCCCGAGGCCUCCCCUGUGGGAAGGCCCAAAGGCCUGGCCAUCGAGCGCGAGCGGCAUGGGCGGGACUCAGGCGAGCUCCGGAGGCUGUUCAAGUCCUUGGAAUGCAAGCAAGACGAGUACAGCAAGAGCAUGAUCCUGCACAGCAUCACUCGCUGCGUGUACUUGCUGGAGCCCGAGGCCUCCUCUUGUACUACGGAUGACAUCAGGUUGGUGGGCGACAUGUUGGAUGACAAGGAUAACAGUGUCAAAAUCCAAGCUCUAAACACCCUGAAAGCAUUCUCUGGCAUCAGAAAAUUCAGGCUUAAAAUCCAGGAACACGCCAUCAAGGUCCUGGAGCUGAUCUCCACUAUCUGGGACACAGAGCUGCACGUGGCAGGCCUCAGACUGCUCAACAACCUUCCGCUGCCCGACUACGUGCAUCCGCAGCUGCGACGCGUGAUGCCUGCCCUGAUGGAGAUCCUGCAGUCAGACUAUAUCCUGUCCCAGGUGCAGGUCAUACGACUGCUGAGCCACCUGGCCCAAAAGAACGACCUCCUUUAUGACAUUCUCAACUGCCAGGUGCACCCUGAUUUCCUGAAGCUGUUCCAGUCGUCACAGCCAGGGAGUCUGCUGUUUGAGGUGUUGGUGUUUGCCGAACGACUGAGCGAGGGCCGGAAUUCACCACACUACCGUGCUGUGAAAUGGCAUUACAACGAGCAGUCCCUGCACGAAGCCCUGUUUGGGGACGAGUCACGCCUGGCAGACCGGCUGCUGGCCCUGGUCAUCCACCCUGAGGAGGAGGUCCAGAUCCAGGCCUGCAAGGUCAUUGUCAGCCUGCAAUGCCCCCAGGACUUGGGAGCCCGGUCCUCCUCCUGCCAUCCGAGUCAUUCCUACUUCAAAAGCACUGAAUAAAAUUAAGGAGAUCCAAUAAAUGACUAUGAGAGACAA
Molecule: messenger RNA, 1218 nt
Organism: Ochotona princeps (American pika)
Lineage: Eukaryota; Metazoa; Chordata; Mammalia; Lagomorpha; Ochotonidae
Gene: ARMC12
Product: armadillo repeat containing 12
Exons: 6
Coding region: 79-1182 (367 amino acids)
Cellular component (GO): nucleus
Source: RefSeq, a predicted model, not a curated record